Messenger RNA from Lathyrus oleraceus (garden pea), 1044 nucleotides. RefSeq lists its product as uncharacterized. The record is from RefSeq and is a predicted model, not a curated record. The transcript is spliced from 4 exons. Bases 260 to 658 code for a protein of 132 amino acids. NCBI's taxonomy places the organism in Eukaryota, Viridiplantae, Streptophyta, Magnoliopsida, Fabales, Fabaceae.
GAUUACAUGUGAGCGAUUAUAUUUAGAUUCGGCGCAAGUGAUUAUGAAAGAAAAAGAAAUUAUACCAAUUAAAUAGAACCAUAAGCACACGUUCGAAUUGAAUGUAGGUGACUCUCUGUCACAGUCUUAGCGGAGCAACCUUGGGUUAGUUGAAACUUGGAACCCCAACCCCAAUCCCAACCCCAACAACAAACAACAACUUUAUUAGGUAAACACGAGGAGAACAAGAAUCAAAGGGAGCGAACAAGAAAAAAAGCGAAUGGUUAGAAUGAAAAGAAGAUCAACUUUAGUGACCUUGGCUUUUCUUAUGUUCAUGGGUAUUGCUGUCUAUUUCAGACUCUGGGCUAUUGACUACAACAUUUCUCUUGAUGACUCUGAUAUGUUAAGGCGACAGUUUGAUAUUGCUAAUAGGGAGGCUAUGGAUGAAUCUGCUGAAUGGAGGCAAAAGUACGAUUGGGAGGUUGAUAGGGCGAAUAAGUGCGUCAAGGAACUUCAAGUGUUUCAGGAGUCCUCUCGGAAAGCGGAGAAUGCUUCUGGUAUUAACCAUAAAUUUGCAGUAAUGCAAAAGGAGAAUGCAAUCUUACUUGAAAGGGUGGAAACAUUAAAACGAGAGCUUGAAGAGGAAAAGUUGAAGUGCAAGUCACGAUACAUGAACUAAUCAUGCAAGCAUUGACUUAGAGUGGACUAUUUGUCCCUUUAUCCUCAAGUAUUCCAUUUCUAAGCUCAGAUGUUUGAAGGAUAUUUGCCGUAUACCAUUUUCAUCCAUGGAAGAAUUUUGAUUGGAUUGUUCAUGGUCUCGAAUUUUCACCUUAGAGAAACUGGCAUGGCAUCCAGGGAAAUGCACGAGUCAAACUCACCAUCCCUUCCCCAGUUACAUUUUUAGGUGAUUUUAUUAUCGACAAACAUGUUGUUUCUUUAUCUUCAGAGAUGUCUAUUAGUUUACAUUGUUUAGCUUCUUUUAAAAAGAACGGGUGCAUAAUUGUGUUGUAGUCUUUUAUCUUGCUAAUGCAGCUUUUCUCUGGUAGUAGAUAUCCAGUUCUUCUA